UUUUUUUUUUUUUUGUCUUUUAUUAUUAUUGUUACUAUGGAAUGCUCUGAUCCUUUUUAUAUGAUGAUGUUUGAUCAUUUAGAUGUACCAUCUUAUUCCGAUCUACAUAAGAAUCCUUUAAAUUCUACUAUUCCUACUUCAAGUACUGAUUCGUUAUACCAAGGUAUGCUGUCACCAACUAUAUAUUAUCAACCAGUUACCUAUGAAUCAUCUAGUAUUCAUGAUACAUCAUCUUAUUCUCAUCAAGAAAUCAUAUCUGGAUUUCCUUCUCCUACCAACAGUAUUAUUGAAACUGAUCAACAACAACAUCCUUCACCAUUAUUGAUACCUCAUACAGUAAAAUCUCAUCAUCAUUUUCAACAUCAACACUAUCAACAUUAUCAACAGCAACAAUAUCAAACUAAUAAUCUAUUGCCAAUCAUGAACGAUAAACAAGAUACUCAAGAUUAUCAUUCACAGUCUACUCUCACUACAAUGGAUACAACAUCAAAUAAAAAGAAACCACUAGGCAAAAAACAAAAGAGAAUCAGCGAAUUGCCAUAUGCUCCCAACCUAUUGAAUUUACAAUUAACAUCUUAUCAUCAGAAUAACAAUACUUAUAACAAAAGACAUCAAAAAAAUCAACUAUCUUCAUCAUCAAUAUCGUCAAUAUCAUCAUCAUCUACAACAACAUCAGCAAAAUCACCAUCAACACCAUCGUUAUCAUCAUCGCCAUCAUCACCAUCAUCAUCCACAUCUUCCACUACAAGUAAUCACAAACAACCUAGUGCUUAUCGUUGCGAUUAUCCUAAUUGUGAUAAAACAUUUACAAGGCCUUAUAAUUUGAAAUCACAUCGUAGAACUCACACAGCUGAACGCCCCUUCACUUGUCCACUAUGUCCGAAAUCAUUCGCGCGACAACAUGACCGAAAUCGACAUGCGAAAUUACACCUGGGAAUCAAACCAUAUACUUGUCAAUUCUGUACUAAAUCUUUUGCAAGACAAGAUGCCUUGAACCGUCACCAACGUAAUGAUUCUCAAUCCACACCAUCAUGUACUCGUUCUACUGGUUGUCGAAAGAAAAAGAAAUCAAUGCCUUCUUCUAGUAUGUUAUUUUCUUCUUCUUUAUGAUAGUAUCUUCCUCCUCCCUCCUUAUUACCUUUCCCCUUUUUUCCUUCUUUUUUUUAUUUUCAUUGUAUUCUUGAUGAAUAGAAUGGAUCUCAUGUCUUUUUUAUUAUUAUUAUUAUUUCCCUAGUUUUAUGAAACAUAUCAUUCCCUCCCUUUCUCAUCUUGUCCUCGUAUACAUCAUCUUUUAUAUAUAUUCUCUUUUUUUUUUAUUCCUUCUUGUCGUUUAUUAUCAUCAUUAUUGAAUAAACUUUCUUUUUUACUCACUAUAAA
Messenger RNA from Halteromyces radiatus, 1377 nucleotides. RefSeq lists its product as uncharacterized. Gene Ontology annotation, biological process: regulation of transcription by RNA polymerase II. Bases 37 to 1110 code for a protein of 357 amino acids. Gene Ontology annotation, molecular function: RNA polymerase II cis-regulatory region sequence-specific DNA binding; DNA-binding transcription factor activity, RNA polymerase II-specific. The transcript has a single exon. The record is from RefSeq and is a predicted model, not a curated record. NCBI's taxonomy places the organism in Eukaryota, Fungi, Mucoromycota, Mucoromycetes, Mucorales, Cunninghamellaceae.